AUGUUCACGCAUGCCUACGAUAAUUACAUGACCCAUGCCUUCCCACAGGAUGAGCUUGAUCCCAUCCAUUGCACCGGACGUGGGAGCGAUCGUGAUCGCACCAACAUCAACAUUAACGACGUCCUCGGCGACUACAGUCUGGGCCUGAUCGACGCUCUUGAUACUCUUGCCGUCCUAGGCAACUGGACUGAGUUUGAACGAGCUGUGCGAUGGGUCAUCCAUACGGUAAACUUUGACCGCGACGUGACUGUCCAGGUCUUUGAGGCCAACAUUCGUGUGUUGGGCGGCCUGCUUUCCGCCCAUCUCAUCGCAACGGGCGCCAUCCUUCCACACAUGCGCCUCGUUGAUCGCCCCAACAAGCUCGACUACACGGAUGAACUGCUCUGGUUGGCCCGGGACCUUGCAGUUCGCCUACUACCAGCUUUUGACGCCACGCCGACAGGCCUGCCCUAUCCCCGCGUCAACUUGCGUCAUGGUGUCCCAACUGCAGCCUUUUGGCGCAACGACACUUGCACUGCUGCCGUUGGCACUCUGUCACUGGAAUUUGGCGUUUUGAGUGCUUUGACAGGGGAUCCAGUGUACGCAGGCGUGGCCAAACGUGCCUUGCGUGCCAUCUGGAGCCGGCGCAGUCCGAAGACCGGGCUUCUUGGAAACACCAUGGAUAUUCAUACUGGCCGUUGGAUUAACGUCAUGAGUGGCCUGGGCGCCGGCAUGGAUAGCUUUUUCGAGUAUCUUCUCAAGGCGUUUGCCAUGUUUGGCGAUCGAGAAAUGCUUGAGCUCUUUGAGACUGCCUUCCCCAACAUGCUGCAGCGAAGCCAAAUUGCCAACACGCCAAUCUACGCCAAUAUUGACAUGAACUCGGGUCAAGUCUUGAAUACAUGGAUCGACAGUCUCCAGGCCUACCUGCCCGGGCUCAAGGUUCUUGCCGGGGAUGUCGAAGCUGCUGCGGUUGAUCAUGCAUUCUACCUCUCCAUCUGGCGCCGCUAUCAGGCGCUUCCCGAGCGCUUUAAUUACCGUCUCAAGGUACAGGGUGAAAAAAGGCAGCUCUUUGAGUCAACGUAUAUGUUGUACCGUGCCACCGGCAGCAAAUAUUAUCAACGCGUCGGUGCUGAACUCAUGCAAGAUCUGGAGAGACAUGCACGUGCACCUUGUGGCUAUGCGACUCUUCACAAUGUCGAAGACAAGUCCCAAGAGGAUCGAAUGGAAAGCUUCUUCUUGAGCGAGACAUUGAAGUACCUUUUUUUGCUUUUUGAUGACGAGCAUCCGUUGCACCAGGGCAAUGCAACCGCUCACGUGUUCACAACAGAGGGUCAUUUGCUGCCCAUUCUUGGGGCACUACGGGACGCUGAGGGCAUUCGUGAUACGAACAAAGAGAAUCACAGUGCUGAAGUAGCCUGGUGCGUCAUCGAAAGUGUUGUAGGAGAAAGAGAUGAAUUGAAAACAUAA
This is a messenger RNA of Monosiga brevicollis MX1, 1446 nucleotides long. RefSeq lists its product as uncharacterized. Gene Ontology annotation, biological process: mannose trimming involved in glycoprotein ERAD pathway; endoplasmic reticulum mannose trimming; carbohydrate metabolic process. Lineage: Eukaryota; Choanoflagellata; Craspedida; Salpingoecidae. Gene Ontology annotation, cellular component: membrane; endoplasmic reticulum. The transcript is spliced from 8 exons. Gene Ontology annotation, molecular function: mannosyl-oligosaccharide 1,2-alpha-mannosidase activity; calcium ion binding. Bases 1 to 1446 code for a protein of 481 amino acids. The record is from RefSeq and is a predicted model, not a curated record.